Molecule: messenger RNA, 1876 nt
Organism: Brassica rapa (field mustard)
Lineage: Eukaryota; Viridiplantae; Streptophyta; Magnoliopsida; Brassicales; Brassicaceae
Product: beta-glucosidase 3
Biological process (GO): carbohydrate metabolic process
Molecular function (GO): beta-glucosidase activity
Source: RefSeq, a predicted model, not a curated record
AUCUCUGCCUUCCAGGCCUUCACCAUUUGCCUUAGCAGCUUCGAUACCAAGAUAGCUUGUGAAUGAACUCCACCCCACCCGCAGGCGCAGGGUUAUUUAGUUGUUGUAUCAUCAUGUUGAAAGAGAGAGAAAGAUGGGUUUGCUUUGGCCCUCUCAUUGUCUAAGAAGUGUGUGUGUACUGUACAUAUAGUUUCAAAAGUCUUGGCAAAGUCCAUACAAGGAGAGGGGGAGAGAGAGAGAGAGAGAGAGAGAGAAAUGGAUAGGAGGAAACUGUAUGUACUUACCAUUUUCGUGACUCUCUCUGUUAGAUGCGGGUGCGUUGCUAAUUACACCAGGGACGAUUUCCCUCAUGACUUCACUUUUGGAUCUGGAACUUCUGCUUAUCAGUGGGAAGGAGCUUAUGAUGAAGACGGGAAAAAGCCUAGCGUCUGGGACACUUACGUUCACUCUCGUAACAUGGAGAAUGGAGACAAAGCUUGUGAUGGGUAUCACAAGUACAAGGAAGAUGUGCAGCUGAUGGUUGAAACUGGCUUAGAGGCAUUCAGAUUCUCCAUCUCUUGGUCUAGGCUUAUACCCAAUGGAAGAGGUUCUGUUAACCCAAAGGGUUUACAGUUCUACAAGAAUUUCAUCCUUGAACUUGUAUCCCAUGGAAUUGAACCACAUGUUACACUGUACCAUUACGAUCAUCCUCAGCAACUCGAGGAUGAAUAUGGAGGAUGGCUCAACCGCAGAAUUAUAAAAGACUUUACAGCUUAUGCAGAUGUUUGCUUCAGAGAGUUUGGGAAACACGUAAAAUUCUGGACCACAAUAAACGAGGCUAAUAUAUUCACUGUAGGAGGUUACGACGGUGGGAAUACACCGCCUGGUCGUUGUUCUACCUGCUUGUCAGGCAACUCAUCGACUGAACCAUAUAUCGUAGCCCAUAACUUGCUUCUUGCCCACGCCUCUGCUUCAAGGCUAUACAAACAAAAGUACAAGAAUACACAAGGAGGUUCUGUAGGCUUUAGCAUAUUUGCAAUAGGAUUUAGACCUAGUAUAAACUCCAAGGAUGAUGAAAUGGCAAUCCAAAGAUUCAAAGAUUUCUUCUUCGGGUGGAUGCUGGGGCCUCUUACAUAUGGAGACUAUCCAGAGGGGAUGAAAAGAAUAGUAGGAACAAGACUGCCAGUUUUCACAAAGGAAGAAUCAGAAAAAGUCAAAGGCUCCUCUGACUUUGUAGGAGUCAUUCACUAUCUUGCUGCUUCUAUCUCAAACGCCCAAUCCCAACCUUCUCUUCCAGGGGACUCUGCUUUUUUUACAGACAUAGGCGCGUCUUUGACAUACUCUGGUAACUUCUCAGCUUUCGAGUAUGAAGUUGCUCCAUGGGCUAUGGAAGUGGUCCUGGAGUAUAUAAAGCAGAGCUAUGGCAAUCCUCCUGUCUACAUUCUUGAGAAUGGUAAACCGAUGAAGCAAGAUUUGCAGCUACAAAAGAAGGACACGCCAAGGAUUGAGUUUUUAGAUGCGUAUAUUGGCGCUGUGCUCAAAGCCGUUAGGAAUGGAUCAGACACGAGAGGUUACUUCGUGUGGUCGUUUAUGGAUUUGUAUGAGUUGCUAAGCGGAUACAAGUUUAGUUUUGGAUUGUACUCUGUGAAUUUCAGCGAUCCUCAUCGCAACAGAUCUCCCAAACUCUCUGCUCAUUGGUACUCUGCUUUCCUCAAGGGCAACACCACCUUUCUUGGCUCCCAAGGCAUCACGCGAUCGCAGAGCAACUUGUCUUCCUCCUAGUAGCUUUUUUUUUUUUUUUUUUAAGAAGUUAUGUUUCUGAUGAAUCCAGUUCAGUUUAAAACCCGAUUAUAAUCGAAUAAAUAUGCAUAAUUUAAAGAGCUAGCGAGUUUAUUUA